AUGUCGUCGGAAAGUUUAGAAAAAUUGGGUUUAUUUUUUGACGAAUUAAAUCGCGUUAGAGUUUGGGAACCGGAGGCUGCCGAUAAAACAAAUGAUUUAAAAGAUGAAUGUAAAGAUUUUUCACAGAAAAUAACAGAUUUUCAUAAGAUAUCAAAUGAAUUUCUCACAUCAAUACAAAACUUAUCGAAACACGUGGAAAAAGAAAGAAUAAAAGCAUUGGGCUCAUCUAAUUUAUUAAAAUCAAUGGCGAAACAAAGAGAAACCCAACGAAAACAAUAUAAGUCACUCAUAAUAGAAAAAUCAACGGAAUUGGAACGUUUAAGAGUUCAACAUCAAUCAUUAUUAAAAAUUGAAUCUGAACAACAGGAUAUAAUUGAUCAGAUACAAAUGUAUUAA
Messenger RNA from Pediculus humanus corporis (human body louse), 396 nucleotides. RefSeq lists its product as uncharacterized. Bases 1 to 396 code for a protein of 131 amino acids. Gene Ontology annotation, cellular component: Golgi apparatus; intraciliary transport particle B; cilium. The transcript is spliced from 3 exons. Lineage: Eukaryota; Metazoa; Arthropoda; Insecta; Psocodea; Pediculidae. Gene Ontology annotation, biological process: centrosome localization; intraciliary transport; protein localization to cilium. The record is from RefSeq and is a predicted model, not a curated record.